CCUCCUUUUAAUCCUCUUUCUUCUCCCAACUCUUGUUUUUUAAUUUUCUCAUGGCCUCUCGUGUACUUUUCAACUCGCAAUUGUCACAGAUUGCAAAGCGCUCUGGUGUUCGCUACCAGUCUCAGUUUGCUGCUGAACGUGACGCAGUCAAGCACCAUGCUGGCGACGCGGCUGAAACAUGGAAGAAGAUUAGCUUAUUUGUGUGCAUUCCUGCUCUUUUGGGCUCUGGUAUCAAUGCGUACAACCUUAUGAAGGCCCACGAAAAGCAUCAGGCCGAGCACCCGCACGAAUGGGUGCAGUACCCAUACAUGAACUGGCGCGUCAAGGACUACUUCUGGGGCAAGGAUUCGCUCUUCUUUAACCCCAAGGUUAACCACUCUGCUGAAGACGCCUAAAGAGCAAAAGAGGCCCUUUUUAUAUUAGAAGCUAAAGACAUAUUUACAUUGGCUUGUAUUCAAAGUCGUAUCGACUCAGUAAAUGGGGAAUCGCAGAUAAUUGCGCACCGUAACGCGCGGC
Molecule: messenger RNA, 516 nt
Organism: Zychaea mexicana
Lineage: Eukaryota; Fungi; Mucoromycota; Mucoromycetes; Mucorales; Lichtheimiaceae
Product: cytochrome c oxidase, subunit VIa
Exons: 4
Coding region: 51-395 (114 amino acids)
Biological process (GO): mitochondrial electron transport, cytochrome c to oxygen
Cellular component (GO): mitochondrial inner membrane
Molecular function (GO): enzyme regulator activity
Source: RefSeq, a predicted model, not a curated record